Mesorhabditis spiculigera is the source of this 546-nucleotide messenger RNA. Lineage: Eukaryota; Metazoa; Nematoda; Chromadorea; Rhabditida; Rhabditidae. The record is from the annotation of a GenBank genome assembly.
AUGGCGCGGAGUGCGCUUCACCCGAAAGAGCAUCCAGGGAUUUGCCUAUUUACAAUUUCUGUCGCUACGCUGACGGUUUAUUGGAUCAUCGUUUACGAGAUGUGGGCACGGCUACAGAAAAUGAUGCUCGUUCACUGCUGGAGGAAUCUCGAUGACGCCGAAUGCCAUGAGCCCGUUUCUUCUUCGGAAUUAUGGACCGAGCUUCUGGACGCCUUCGCCGUCAUCAUCAUCUACGGCGUCCUACCGGCUUGUUUGCUGAUCGGCAUCUGGGCAGCAGGCUUUACGUGGCGAGCAGGAUGGCGGGUUUUCGUCAGGCCCGGCUUUUGCAUGAUCUACGCAAUCUGCGGCUUUCUCAUCGUGCUCGUCGAGCACCUCUGCGAGUUCUUCGACCGCUACUUUGACAAGGAGCAACCGGGCGAAUGGCUGUUGGUCCGAAUGUUCUGGCCGACGGUUCGCGCCACCUUCAGCACGUACGCCUUCUGCAACAUGUUUUGUGUGAUUCGCAUCUUUGACGCCAUCAAUGGCCGUGUCCGUGCCCGGCGCCGU